AUGUUGUCACGCCCAAGAUGCGACCACUCGCCGCCCGCCACCUGUCGCCUCCGCCGCCUCCCUCCACCGCGGCCCGCGGGGCCCGAAGCAGGCCCGCGCGAGCCCGCGCGAGCCGCCACCGCCCGCGCCCGGUGCGCCUUCGCCCGCCGCCUCCAGCGCCGCCGCCUCGGAUCCCCGCCGCCGGCGACCGACCCCGCCGCCAUGUGCCGCCCCAGCGCCGGCCACCGCCUCCGCCACUCGCCGCCGUCGCCUUGUCGCCUUCCGUCGCGGGCCCCGCCGCGGGCCUCGCCGGAGACCGCGCCCCGGCCAGUCCCCUCCUUCCCCGGCGGCCUCCCGAGCUCCGGCCGCCCUUCUGCUCCGGCGAGCCGCAGCCCCGCCUCGAUCCCUCGAGCCGGCCCCGAUCUGGAUCGAGUCAACGCAUAA
Messenger RNA from Aegilops tauschii subsp. strangulata, 423 nucleotides. Lineage: Eukaryota; Viridiplantae; Streptophyta; Magnoliopsida; Poales; Poaceae. The record is from RefSeq and is a predicted model, not a curated record.